Molecule: messenger RNA, 756 nt
Organism: Effrenium voratum
Lineage: Eukaryota; Dinophyceae; Suessiales; Symbiodiniaceae
Source: the annotation of a GenBank genome assembly
AUGCAGAUCAUCGCAGGUCUUGGCAAUCCCGGCCCCCGCUACGCCGAAAACCGGCACAAUAUCGGCUUCAUGGCGGCGGACGCGAUCGUUCGCCGCCAUUCUUCGUUCGGCCCCUGGCAGAAGAAGUGGAACGCCGAGAUCGCCGAGGGCCGGAUCGGCAGCGAAAAGGUCCUCGUCAUCAAGCCGCAGACCUUCAUGAACCUUUCCGGUCAGGCGGUCGGCGAGGCGAUGCGCUUCUACAAGCUCGGCCCGGAGGACCUCACCGUCCUUUACGAUGAACUCGACCUGGCGCCCGGCAAGGUGCGCAUCAAGCGCGGCGGCGGCUCGGGCGGCCACAAUGGCAUCAAGUCGCUCGACGCCCAUUGCGGCAAGGAUUAUCGCCGCGUGCGCCUGGGCAUCGGCCAUCCGGGCGACAAGGCCCGGGUGCAGGCCCAUGUAUUGGGCGAUUUCGCCAAGGCCGACCAGCAAUGGCUGGAGCCGCUGCUCGACGCGCUCGCCGACAAUGUCGACCUGCUCGUCGCCGGCAACGAAUCGGGCUUCAUGAACAGGCUGGCGCUGGCCGUCGGCGACAAGGCGAAAGGCGCGGUCGGCGCCCCCGCCCCAAAGGCGCCCUCCGCCAAGGAUCAGUCGGGCAAAUCACCGCCCAAGCCCGCACCCAAACCCCAGAGCCACAUCCGCCAGGCGCGGCAAUCAACGCCGGACGCCAAGCCGACCGGGCCGAUGGCGGAGAUGCUCAAGAAGCUGUUGGGGAAGUAG